This is a messenger RNA of Musca vetustissima, 1890 nucleotides long. Its product is annotated as protein similar-like. Gene Ontology annotation, cellular component: transcription regulator complex; cytoplasm; nucleus. NCBI's taxonomy places the organism in Eukaryota, Metazoa, Arthropoda, Insecta, Diptera, Muscidae. The transcript has 9 exons. Gene Ontology annotation, biological process: cellular response to hypoxia; regulation of transcription by RNA polymerase II. Gene Ontology annotation, molecular function: DNA-binding transcription factor activity, RNA polymerase II-specific; RNA polymerase II transcription regulatory region sequence-specific DNA binding; protein dimerization activity. The record is from RefSeq and is a predicted model, not a curated record. Bases 1 to 1890 code for a protein of 629 amino acids.
AUGCAGCCUCUGUUUCCCGGAGCCAGUGGUUGGAGAUUCAGGAUUGCAUUCAAGGCUGCCUGUGGUGUACUUUUUAACGAGGAGGGCGAUCGUCACAUACAGCCAGUUGAGACGUGUGUAAAUUUCAAUCAGAAUUCCCAAUUGCCGGCAGCAUGGCAUCAACAAGGUCCUGCUGCUGCUGCAGCGUACAAUACGUGUUCCGAAAUAAUUCCAAAUUGUAAUCAAAAUGUUGUUGUGACCACAAUUCCGCGUCAUCAUCCUUAUCGUCGUUGUGAAAAUCAGCAGCCACAACCUCUGAUGGUGCAACAACCGCCAGUACCACCACCACAACAACAGCAACAACACCAAAUUGUUUACCCAGCAACACCAAAUUAUAUUUGUAACAAUGGUGGUGAUUAUAGAUCACAACAACAACCACAAAUUAUGCCUCAACAACCGCAUCCUUCUACUGCCUCCCAUGCUGUUGUCUAUCAAACUCCACCAACAUUUCAGCGUCAGUGGCCACAGCAAGCCAACCAACAGCAACCAAUGAUACCCUUUAAUAACAAUGUAGGAAUGCCACAACAACAACAACAUGGCCACGUAAACAACAAUUAUUAUGCUCCACAUGUCCCUUUGCCCGGUUCCGCACGACCCUCUUUACCUUGUCAAGGCAAUCAACCAUGGACCUAUGCCUAUUGUUAUGGCUAUGGUCCCUACAGUAACCAGGAACCAUGUCAAUAUACUCAGGUCAUUGACAUUGAAGAUUUCAUGAACAAUGAAAAACGUAAAGAACGUUCUCGUGAUGCUGCCAGAUGCCGGCGGUCUCGUGAAACUGAAAUUUUCACAGAAUUGGCCCAAGUGCUGCCCUUGAAAAAAGAAGAUGUCCAACAGCUGGAUAAAGCAUCAGUUAUGCGUAUUGCCAUAUCAUAUCUAAAAGUUCGUGAUAUGCUGAAAAUGUUUCCCAAAAUCCAAGCCUUGUAUGAAAAUAAUACUUCUUCAAAUCAGACACCAGAUGAUUCCGAAAAUGAGUCACAACAAUCUCAAUCGACGGAUGAUAAUCAAGAUAAAUCAGAAACAACAAAGCCAACUGGCGUUGAAGACAAUUUAAACGCUUCGGCUGAAGACGAAUCGUCAUCGUCGUCGCCCAUGGAAUCGACUCGUUUUAUUAAACAAACCCUGGACGGGUUUCUUUUGAUUUUAUCCAAUGAUGGGGAUAUUACAUAUGUUACCGAUAACAUUAGCGAUUAUUUGGGUAUAUCAAAGAUUGAUAUGCUGGGCCAACAAAUCUGGGAAUAUGCUCAUCAAUGCGAUCAUGCUGAGCUCAAAGAAGCCUUAAAUAUUAAACGCAAUGGUGUUGCUGAUAAAAUUAAAGAUGAACAUUUAUUGGAAGAGGGUAUCUCCACGGAUCAUCGUGAUCUUUUUGUUCGUUUGAAAUGCACCCUGACCAGUCGUGGUCGCAGCAUUAAUAUUAAAAGUGCUUCUUAUAAGGUCAUUCACAUUACCGGCCACUUGGUGGUCAAUACAAAAGGUGAUCGUGUUUUGGUGGCAAUGGGUAGACCCAUACCCCAUCCCUCCAACAUUGAGGUACCAUUGGGCAGCACCACUUUUUUAACCAAGCAUUCAUUGGAUAUGAAAUUUGUGUAUGCAGAUGAAAAAAUGUUUAAUUUAUUGGGUUAUAAACCCGAAGAUUUAUUGGAGACAUCAUUGUUUAAUUAUCAUCACGGCAUCGAUUCGGAUAGUUUAAUGGUGACAUUUAAAAAUGUUUUAUCCAAGGGCCAGGGUGAAACCUGUCGCUAUCGUUUCCUGGGCAAAUAUGGUGGCUAUUGUUGGAUUGUGACACAGGCCACCAUUGUCUAUGACAAAUUGAAACCCCAAAGUGUGGUUUGUGUUAAUUAUGUCAUUAGGUAA